GGGCCCUGCCAGCUGGGUGCCUCUAGGAGGCUGGGGGGGGAACGACACUGGCCUAGGCAGGGCCCCGCUGGGUGGCGCCUACAGAUUUAAGCCUCUUAAGAGUCUGGAGAAAAUGGCAGAGACAGCAGCAGAGCCUUCUGGCAGCUUGUUGUUCACUCAGACACUCACAGUCACACUGUCCUGGCUAGCCUUAAGGACCAGAGAGAGAGAGGCUUUCUCUGUGGUAUUACUUUAAUUGUGGAGAAUGUGCAUUUCUGAGUCCACAAAGCUUUACUUGCUGCCAGUAGCGAAUAUUUCUCAAUGAUGUUUGUGGAAGUGGGCGAGAUUGGCCAGUCUAUUUAUAUGUUGGAAGGCAUGGUUGCAGACACCUUUGGUAUUCUGCUGGAAUUUAUCUAUACAGGGUAUCUACAGGCCAGUAAGAAAACUACAGAACAGAUCCUGGCUACUGCUCAGUUCUUAAAAGUCUGUGAUCUGGUAAAGGCUUACCCAGACUUCCAGACUAACCAUAGCUCUCCAAAGCCGCUGGCUCUGAACGGCACUGGUACUCCAGUGGUUGUUAUUUCUAGUAAGAAGAAUGAUUCUCUAAAACGGAAGCAGGGAAGACCAAGAAAGGGCAAUAGUGUGCGAGAGGGGAAAUCAGAACUCGCUUCAGAGGAAGACAUGCAGCUCAGAAUGAACAAUUCAGUUCAGAAUAGACAAAACUUGGUGGUUAAAGAAGGAGACGGUGUGGAGCUGAGUGCACAGAUCCCAAAGGAAAAGGCCUCUGAAUCCGCUGGUGAGCCAGGUAGAGUGGAGGAGAUGCUCGCUGAGGAUGAGAACUGUGACCCCAAGGCUUAGGAUGGACAGGAUAGCCUGAGUAGGCACAGCAAGUGGAGGAUUCAGAGAUCUGUUAAACUUAAAGAUUACAGACUCAUUGGAGAUGAAGACGACCAGUGUUCAGCCCAGAGGAUAUGAGGGGAAAAAAGCGCGCCAGUGGUCCUGAGGCCUGGUGUAAAGACUGUGGCAAAGUCUUUAAGUAUAAUCACUUUUUAGCAAUCCACCAAAGAUGCCACACUUAGAGCAACUUGUUGAGAAAUUUGGAGUUGUGGUCAUGACAGUAUUUAUUUAUUGUUCAAUUUCUAUAUGAUAGGCAUUAUAAUAAAGCCUUCUUACAUGCCAUUUUAUAUAGGUCUCUUAGUAAUCCCACAAUAGGUAAUAUCUCGUGUACAGAUCCAGUCUGACUUUGAGCAGGCUCACCCAUGCCAUGAUAACCCAGCCAACCUGAUUCAGAACCCUUGGUUUUUGUUUUGUUUUUUGUUUGUUUGUUUUCUUAUCAAGUUAUUAAGCACCUCCUGCCUUUUGAUUUGUGAAUGUUCCUCAUCUUGGCAGAAACAUUCUCUUGCCCUGUUCUACAGAUGUCUUUAUAGUUUAGCCAUCUUGUAAAUAUUCCUCCUUUUGGAUAUCUCUGACUCAGCGUUGGUAUUUGUCCACCUUGUUACUGAAAUGUCCUUUGUCCUCUCUAUGGCCAAUAUGGCAGCCACUAGCAACACAGGGACCCUUUUUCCUCUUAUACAGUACUGAGGAUGGAACCCAGGGUUUAGGUGCAUGCCAGCCAAGCAUUUUACAGCUGAGCUCUAUCCCAGCCCUACAUAAAUUUUAUCACUUGAGUUUUAGAUAGCUAGACUGAGAAACUGAAUUUUAAUUUUGUUGUUUGAAUAACCACAUAUGUCUGAUGGCUACCAUAUUGGACAAGGUAUCUAGCAGAAAUUCUCGAGUUCUUUCUUGAGCUGUUUGAUUUCAGGUCAGGUUGUAAUUGUCACUUGUAAGCUUAUGUAUAGGGGCUAGUGUUUUAAAUUUUGCUGUCCCAUGACUUAGUGGCCCCUGCUGCUGUGUUUCUGAGCCUGCACAUUAGAACCACCCAGAGCUUCUGCAGCUCCCUGUGCUCCUCCACACGCAGGCUUCUGGUUGACUUGUCUGGGUUGGCCAUGUUUGAAGUUUCCCAGAGAUGGAGCUCUGUCCAUAGAGUGCAUGUACAAAGCCCUGGCGUUAUUCCCCAACACCACAGAAACGGGGCAAGGUUGCAUGUUCUGUGAUCCCAGCACUCCACAGGUAGAGACAGUAGGAUCUAAAGUUCAGGGUCAUCCUUGGCUGCAAGGCAAGCCAGUGAUACAUGAGGUGCUCUCUCAAAAAAGAAAGCCCCUCAGAAAUUAUGUAUAUUGAAAACUUGAAUUAGGGUACUUUGGACAGAACAGAAUCCCAACUAUGUGUUGAACUGUGGUGGGUUCUAUUUUAUUUUUUUCUAAUGGGCUCUGUAACUAGUAGAUUCGAAUACUAGAUUGUAUUGUAGCUAUUUUUAUCCAAGUUGUGCAUAAUUUAAAGCAUUACAUUGUUCAGUGAAACUUAAGGAGAAAAAAAUAUGUGUUGUGCAAAAGCCAAAGGUUCUGUUUGUUCAACAGAAGUAGGCUUUUUUUGGUUUUGAGUUUACUUAAACUCCUCUAAUUAUUCUCAAAGUUGACAGACUUAAGUCCAGAAUCAAAUCCCUGACUUCUCUGGUCUAUGAGUCAUCUUAGGGUAGUAGAGUAAAGGGGUCUAGUGACAGGAGUGAGCAUGGGGAUGUGAGUGGACUCAGUGCAGGCUGCAAGAACCCUUUGAGUUGUCCUGAAAUCCCCUUUCCACCCUGGCCUGAUCUCUACUAAGAGCAACAUUCCUCUUUCCUGUGAUGGACAAAAAUGGUACCUCUAAGGCUUUAUCCAUGUUCCCUGCUAAUACCGUUCCUAGGAGAAGCAGAGAAGAAAACUGUGUUUGUGAAAGUCUGUUGGGUGUCAUGACUUUAGCAUUUCAAUCUUCCCUUCCAUCCAGGAGACCAAGGCUCUGAGUUAAGUGAAUCCUUCUAGUGAGUAACAGGACAUGGGAUUUAAAUUCAAGUUUGCCAGACUCCAUAGCUCACAUAAGGAAAAGUAACAAUGGAAAACACAUGUCUAAAAAUAGCUUUAAAUGUACCAAACAGAUCAUUAAUAACAGAUGACAGAUGAGAAAAGGCAUAGGAUAUAAUCCUAAUAAGAUAAGAGAAAAUGUCUCUGCUUUCAGAAGGUCAAAGCUCAGGUCAUAAUCGAUAUUUAUC
This is a messenger RNA of Peromyscus eremicus (cactus mouse), 3100 nucleotides long. Its product is annotated as zinc finger and BTB domain-containing protein 24-like. The transcript has a single exon. The record is from RefSeq and is a predicted model, not a curated record. Lineage: Eukaryota; Metazoa; Chordata; Mammalia; Rodentia; Cricetidae. Gene Ontology annotation, molecular function: protein binding. The coding region runs from base 301 to 837 and encodes 178 amino acids.